AUAAAAUUGUUUGUCAUACCGGCUUAUUUACUGCCGAUCAUUGGCAUAUUUUGAAGAUGGCGGAUUACGACGCUAAUCGAAACGUAGCCAGGAAACCAUGCAGGCAAUGUGGACGACAGUUUGUUCCAGAGUCUCUGGCAAAACAUGAACCUUCUUGUAUAAAAGCUGCAAACAAGAAGAGGAAGGUCUUUGACUCGGCCAAGCAGAGAUCUGAAGGCACUGAAGUCAACUACAGACAAAUCAAACAGGCCCAGAAAAAGGUAUCAUUACAGGAAGUUAAAGCCCCAAAAAGUAAUUGGCGUGCAAAGCAUGAGGAUUUCAUCAACACUGUCCGAGCUGCCAGGGGAGUCAGUAUUGCCAUGCAGCGAGGGGACCCUCUGCCUCCACCCCCACCCCCUUCCAUUAAUCCAGACUAUGUGCAAUGCCCGUACUGUGCCCGUCGUUUCAAUGAGAAAGCUGCUGAGCGCCACAUAAACUUCUGUAAAACUCAACAACAGAGGAUCCCCAACAAGCCUAAAGCAGAUCCUCGUGCUGCCGCUAAACAGAAUGUUAGAACACAGUACCAGCCUCCGAAACCAAAAACCAAAACAGAGAGUUCCCCAGGGUAUGGGGGAGCAGGUACUAGGGGGAGUCCAGCGACCCAAGCAGGGAGAGGUGCAGGAAUGGGUGGAACUCCUCCAAGCGUGAGUGGCCGACAGCCCAACUCCUACGCCAGGGGGCGUUCUACCGCCACAACCAGUACCCACCAGCAAACCACUCCGAGAAUAGAGCAAUAUAUUUCAUGGAAUAAUUCAUCCACUCACAAACAGGAGACAGAAAGUCAAGCAGCUCUUUUCCCAAAAGCUGUCAAAUUCUCCGCCUCAUUGCCUCCCAAAUAUCCCAACAAAGGAGAAGAGAUAAUUAAUCAUGUAAAAAAUCCAGAUGAACAGUCUGCAGGUCCUGCAAUAAAUGAUAGUUCUGAUGUCGUCUGGGCUAAGCCGAUUGUUCAUAAACGGAUGUUACAGCCAUUACGAAAUGGACAAGAUUUGGGCAGUGACUAUGGCGAUGAUUCGUUGUUUGAUGGAAAUGGGCGUGCCCUUCGAACCGGUCGAGAUGGCCGGGCCUAUCAAGAGGCCCGGCGGGAAAUACAUUCUGCGGGCAUUAAAAGCACGUCAAAUAGUCGCCUCAUGAGACGCCACAAAUCUGCAGGCGCUACUAAAGGCGGCACUAAUUCCUCCGGAGUGAUACAUUAUGGAUUAAAAGAGUCGGAGUCUGGAUAUUAUAGCAGUAGUUCAGAAAAUGACCAUAUGAAUUCACAUUCAAAUGGGAGCUCAAAUAACCGGAAAAAUUCUCUGGGCAAAGGAGGUGCGAAGUUUUGCCAUGAAUGUGGAACAAAAUACCCAUUAUCAGAAGCCAAGUUUUGUUGUGAGUGUGGUGUGAGAAGAAUGGGCUUCACAUAAUACAAAAAUUAGUUUGUCAAAUUGUAUAUAAUUAUAUAACAAAACAGUUCAUUUACCUAUUGGUUUAUAUCAUAUUGUCUAUUAUUUAUUUUUAUUUUACCAAAUUUCACUUACUUGGUACUGUUAAGGUAAACCAACUGAGUUCAAAAUCAGUUGUAACCAAUUCUGCUAUAAGAGAGGUUUUUUGCGCUGUCAGCAUAUAUUUUUGCUAGCCUUUUCUGAAAUGUCCAAAUUUUUACAUAUGUGUAAUUUCCUUAUUACUAGAUCACUAGGUUUAAAUGCUUUUAAAUGCACGAGUGAAACUAUUUAUUUACUCCAAAGCUAUAAACAUGUUUGCAGCGUAUUGUUAACCCUUAUAUAUAUUUACAUAUAAUGUAAUUAGAUGUUUGCUUGUUUUUUUUACUCUUGAUGGAUCGUAAAUUUUCAAUCAAUUAGGUUGUGAGCAUUUUCCCAGAUAGUCAGUUUGAUUAUUGUUUUCUGUAAUUAACACAUACUAGUAUAUGGAUUGAGCUUAAUUUUUUUGCUCCACUGAGUAUAAAUGUUCCGUCCGUUAACUGUUUUAUAUGCUUUUGCAUGCUAUCUACAUAAGAAACCUUUCAAUAUAUAUAUUUGCUCAGUUGGAGGAAAUAUUACUCAUUUGUAUGCCUAUGUCCAUGUUCAAUGUACAUGUAUGGCACACGUAUUGAUAAGUUUAUACAUUCAUGCAUUAUCUAUAGUGUUUUACAAUGAGAACCAAUUUAAACUUGUCAUUCACAAAGAAUUCGUUAUGGUAUUGUAAGGGGUUAACGAUCGAUUUUUAAUGUGGUUGAUUUUUUUCGUCUUUGAUUUGAUAAUCUGGAAUUGAAUGAACUGUGGAAAGUAAUUAAAAACUUUGCUCUCCCUAUGGAUAAUGAAAAAAAAUGAUAUACAAAUCCUGUUAUACAUUCCUUGUAUACAUCUUAUUUAAUUGACUUUCAUCUCAAAGACAUGUACAAGAAAAGGCACACUAGAUACGUUUGUUUAAUGAGCACUAAAACGAUUGUGUACAUUGUAGCAUCGUUGUACACGUACAUUUUCAAUGCAAGUCAGAAUUGUCUUUUGUUCACAUAUAUGGUUUAUUAGAAUUUUUUUCAAGAUUUAGUAAGCUUAUGUAGUUUAUGUUUACUUUUUAAUUUAUUUUGAAGGUAGUUGUAAUUGAUAUUAUAUAUAAAUAUGCAAUAAAAUACAUGUUGAGACAA
This is a messenger RNA of Magallana angulata, 2656 nucleotides long. Its product is annotated as zinc finger C2HC domain-containing protein 1A-like. The record is from RefSeq and is a predicted model, not a curated record. NCBI's taxonomy places the organism in Eukaryota, Metazoa, Mollusca, Bivalvia, Ostreida, Ostreidae. The transcript has 11 exons. The coding region runs from base 57 to 1439 and encodes 460 amino acids.